Molecule: messenger RNA, 668 nt
Organism: Meloidogyne enterolobii
Lineage: Eukaryota; Metazoa; Nematoda; Chromadorea; Rhabditida; Meloidogynidae
Source: the annotation of a GenBank genome assembly
UUAUUCGAUAAGUGAAGAAAAUCAAAACAAAUUGGUGGAUAUUAAAAAUUAUGGAACUAAAUAUGCCCAUCAUCUUGUAAACGUUAAAAAAGUUGCUGGAGAAAUACAAAAAGAUAAACAUAUUGAUUUAAUCCCUUUAAUGUCAACUCCUUUACAUUCAAGUAAAUCGACGGGAAAUCUUCAAAAUAUUAUAAAUGAGGCAAAAAUAAACAAUAUAAACAUAAAAAAAUCAGGAAGCGUAAGAAUUAUGGAGAAAGUUUUUAAUCCAGAAGGUGUUAAAAUUAAAAAAGAAGCAAAAAAUUUAUUGCCAAAAUUUGAAGGAAGAACUACAAAAUGGGGUGAAAUAAAUGAAAAAAGAAAAGAAAUAAAAAGUUUUGUUAGAGAAAGUUUAGAAGUUGACGAACAAAUUUUUAAGGAAUAUGAGAUGUUUAAAGAAAAUGAAAAAUUGUUUGUUUUUGAUCAAGAACGUUUAAAUAAAAUAAAUUUGGAUGCUAAUUAUGAAGGGAAAAGUUUUGAAGAAUUGGAAAAAAUACUUGGAAAUAAAUGUAAGUUUAUGGAAAUUUAAAUAAAAUAUGUGAUUGAGGGAAAGAGGGAGGAGGGGGAAGUUGUUAGAAGUAGAAGAAUUACAGGAACGGGUCUGGAAUAAAUAAAAGUAUUGGGAAUUAGAA